UUUAACCUUUCUCUCGCUCUGUCUCCAUCGCCUUCAGGAUCCUUUCAUCAAGUCGGCCAAACCCAAUUCCAUCCUCAGAGCGCUGAUCACAGACGCCAUGGAGAUCAAACUGAAGAGACAGGAGGAGGAGCAGAGGGAGCAGGAUGCAGACGACGACGACAACUCGGACGAGGAUGAGGUCGACCAGGGGACCAUGGUGCGAGCAGGAACCGGAGACUUGGGGACCAUCCGGGCCGCCGGCUCCUUAGCGGGAUCACUCAGCGGUACGGCGCGCACCAUGAUCGAACACGACGACGACACGGGAACCAUGCAGUUGCAGCUGGGCACCAUGGUCAUCAACUCUGACGACGAGGACGAGGAAGAGGCCGGCACCAUGAAAAGUAAGACCCUUUAAACACUGUUUUUAACCAGCAAAACCUCAUUGAGAUUUCAUGUUUUUCUGCAGGAAAUGUUUGUGGAUUAGUGCUUGUGUGUCUAUGUUUGUAUGUUUCCCUGUGACGACGACACAGAUACCUUUGACUCACAAACAUUGAAUACAGCAGCCCGUCGUUAGGAUCCCUCUGUUUGAUGUUCUCUGUGACACAAGAUCUGUUUUCAUCCUCUUUAAAAAUGUAGACCAGGAAUGAUUUGCAUCCACUAGAGGGCACUGUGAGACCAGCACUCCCUGG
This is a messenger RNA of Labrus bergylta (ballan wrasse), 668 nucleotides long. NCBI's taxonomy places the organism in Eukaryota, Metazoa, Chordata, Actinopteri, Labriformes, Labridae. The record is from RefSeq and is a predicted model, not a curated record.